Messenger RNA from Brassica oleracea var. oleracea, 1299 nucleotides. Its product is annotated as traB domain-containing protein-like. The transcript has 9 exons. NCBI's taxonomy places the organism in Eukaryota, Viridiplantae, Streptophyta, Magnoliopsida, Brassicales, Brassicaceae. The record is from RefSeq and is a predicted model, not a curated record. The coding region runs from base 123 to 1136 and encodes 337 amino acids.
AUUAAAUAAAAGCUAUAAGCGUUACCUUAAGGCUCAUCUCUCAUCUCUCAUCUCUCAUCUCUCAGGUAUUAGACGACUUUACUAGUAACCACCAUUGCCUCAUCCCAAUCUUAAUACUUUCGAUGUCGACGGAGCCGGAGGUUCACUCUGGCGGCGAGGACUUCGUUCACAUCGAAGAAGACUCCAGGCCCACCGGCGACAUCUCGUUAAGCGACAGCAUAGUGAAUGUGGAGAAGGAGGACGCCGUCGAGGGCUCGUCGGAGGCGACGAAGGCGGAGCUGCCGGAGGAAUUGGCGAAAAGCGUUGUGAUGCUGACGUGCGAGUCCACAGGGGAAAGUGGGUCUUGCGAUGUGUAUCUGAUCGGGACUGCUCAUGUCUCAAAGGAAUCUUGUCGAGAAGUUCAAGCAGUAAUCAGCAUUUUGAAACCACAGGCUGUGUUCGUGGAGUUGUGUUCAAGCCGUUUGUCUAUUCUCAAACCUCAGACUUUGAAGAUUCCAACCAUGUCUGACAUGAUAGAAAGUUGGAAGCAGAAACAGAACACGUUCGGAAUACUCUAUGGAUGGUUUCUUGCAAAGAUCGCCAGUCAGCUUGAGGUUCUUCCUGGAGCUGAGUUUCGUGUGGCAUACGAAGAGGCCCUUAAAUAUGGCGGCAAGGUGAUACUUGGCGAUCGUCCUGUACAGAUCACGUUAAAAAGAACAUGGGCGAAGAUGCCUCUGUGGCACAAGGUAAAGUUUCUCUACUCCUUGCUGUUUCAAGCUGUCUUCUUGCCAAGCGCUGAAGAACUCGACAAAAUGUUGAAAGAGAUGGACAAUGUGGAUAUGCUGACUUUGGUGAUUCAAGAAAUGAGCAAGGAGUUUCCAUCUCUCAUGGAUACACUUGUGCAUGAGCGAGACCAGUACAUGGCAUCUUCUUUGCUGAGAGUUGCAAGUGAGCACAGUUCGGUUGUGGCAGUGAUCGGCAGAGGGCAUAUUAAUGGAAUCAAGAAGAAUUGGCAGCAACCUAUAACGAUGAAAGAUCUAAUGGAGAUACCGAGCGACGACUCGGUAUUUACAGUGAAGAGGAUAAUAUCAUCAGUGGCGAUUGCAGUUACAGGGACAGCUAUAGUUACUGGUAUACUUCUUGCAAGAAGAAGGUGAAAACGAGUUUUUUCUCUUCAUUCUCCUGAGCCAUUCAAAAGAAAACUACACACAAACUCAACAACAUUAUACAGUCGCUAUGCUUUCUUUCUUUUUCUCUUUUACUUUUGUAUGUCGGUUGAUUGAAACUUUUCAUGAUAAUAAAUCUUUUUGCAACGGCACA